AUGGGAGAAACACGCAACAGCAAUGCCCGAAUCACUUAUUCAAACUCUCAGGACAACUGGCUCCUCAAAACGUUGCAGUACAUGAAGUCCGACCCAGAGAUUUUAGAGGAGUUAAUCAACCACGACGUCGCAAUCGUGGAAGGAGACAUAAUAAUGUCGUCUGACAGGAAUGCAGUGGUUAACAAAUGGCCAGAGUUGGAUGGACACGUGUCAGUACCAUAUCGCAUCAGCUCAGAUAUAGUGAAGAAGACUCAUGAUAUCCUGUCAGCCAUGAAAAUGGUGUCGGAGCACACCUGUGUGUCCUUCCACAGUCGAACCACAGAACCCAACUACAUGUACUUCAAAAACGGCAAGGGUUGUGCAUCACAUGUGGGCUGCAUUGGUGGAGCACAGCCUCUGUUUAUUGGGCCAGCUUGCAUGAUGGGCAAUAUCUGUCAUGAAAUUCUUCAUGCUCUGGGCUUCCACCAUGAACACACAAGGAUGGACCGUGAAAAAUACAUUACAAUUAUUCCUCAUAACAUUAUGGAAGGCAUGGAGAAAAACUUCGGAGUGAAAAAUGGUAACACAUUUCAGCUUCCUUAUGACCUUACAUCUAUCCUGCAUUAUGGAAGUGAUUUUUUCUCGGCAACCGGCUUGCCCACCAUUGUAGCCACCAAAAAUGAGCCAGCUAUGGGACAGAGAACGCACAUGACAAAGCUGGAUAUACAAAGGGUCCACAACCUGUACAACUGUGAUUAG
Messenger RNA from Lampris incognitus (smalleye Pacific opah), 738 nucleotides. Its product is annotated as high choriolytic enzyme 1-like. The transcript has 9 exons. The coding region runs from base 1 to 738 and encodes 245 amino acids. The record is from RefSeq and is a predicted model, not a curated record. Lineage: Eukaryota; Metazoa; Chordata; Actinopteri; Lampriformes; Lampridae. Gene Ontology annotation, biological process: proteolysis. Gene Ontology annotation, molecular function: zinc ion binding; metalloendopeptidase activity.